Suillus fuscotomentosus is the source of this 1312-nucleotide messenger RNA. Its product is annotated as eukaryotic translation initiation factor 2 beta. NCBI's taxonomy places the organism in Eukaryota, Fungi, Basidiomycota, Agaricomycetes, Boletales, Suillaceae. Gene Ontology annotation, biological process: formation of translation preinitiation complex; translational initiation; formation of cytoplasmic translation initiation complex. The coding region runs from base 109 to 1194 and encodes 361 amino acids. Gene Ontology annotation, cellular component: eukaryotic translation initiation factor 2 complex. The record is from RefSeq and is a predicted model, not a curated record. Gene Ontology annotation, molecular function: mRNA binding; translation initiation factor activity; translation initiation factor binding. The transcript is spliced from 4 exons.
AUAUCCGAUCGGAGCUCAGAUUCGCAUUGCCGGAUCUCGGCAUUGAUAGAGUCAUAUCUUGCUCAACGUACUCAUCAACGAGCAAGCCCAUCUUACGCGUCGACCACCAUGGCAGCAGAACAGCCAUUGUUCGAUCCUUCGCUCAAAAAGCGCAAGAAGAAAGCUGUAGCUUUCACCGAGGACCCGUUAGGUCCUGAAGCAGAUCCUACUACACCUGCACCAACCACUAUCGAGAAUACAACUACCAACGGAGAUGUUGUCGAUCUCGGUCCUACCACCGCACAUGAGCAGAUGAAGCAAAGUCUCAAUGGGGCACCAGAUCGUGUUGAUGCUGCCGAUGAAGUAAAGGAAGACGAUGAUUUCAAGGCCAUGUUUCCAGAUGGUCUCAAGAAGAAAAAGAAGAAGAAAGACAUCCCUAUGGACCUUGGCGAAGAUGGCUCAGGAGCAUCGCCUGCAGCUGCACCCGCCGCUACAGAAGAUCUCGACUUCUCCGACAUCAAGAAGAAAAAGAAAUCAACAAAGAAAAAAGCAAUGGAAGACUUCGAGAAGGAGCUUAAUGAGGCAAAAGCAAAAGAUGAGGCUGAGGAAGCUGAAGCCGACGACGGAGAGCAUCUUAAUGAACUAGAUGAAGCAGAUCUUGGGGACGACCCAUUUGCACGCAAUGAAGCACCUACAGGCAUUGAGUCUGGCACAGAACCAUGGCUUGGGAGCGACCGAGAUUAUACUUACCCAGAGCUCCUAACACGAUUUUACGCCUCCCUUCAUGCCGCAAAUCCAUCAUUACUCACUUCCACCGGUAAACGAUACACGAUCGCACCUCCACAAAUUCUCCGUGAGGGUGUCCGUAAAUCAAUAUUUGCAAACGUUGCAGAUAUCUGCAAGAGGAUGCACAGACAGCCGGAGCAUGUCAUUCAAUUCCUCUUCGCUGAAAUGGGUACCACUGGUUCAGUGGACGGUUCAGGACGUCUGGUCAUCAAAGGUCGUUUCCAACCCAAACAAGUCGAGAAUGUUUUGCGUCGUUAUAUCGUCGAGUAUGUGACAUGCAAGACAUGUAAAUCACCAGACACGCUCCUCACAAAGGAGAACCGUAUUUUCUUCAUGUCCUGCGAGUCCUGCGGCUCACGUCGAUCCGUCAACGCGAUUAAGAGUGGUUUCCAGGCCCAGGUUGGCAGGAGAAAGGCAACUGCGCAAUAAGCUGUCGUUGUAUUAUCAGGAAGUUGUUUGCUACGUCCAUUGCUACAUCCAUCAUCAUCAUCACGCAUAUCGAACCCUUAAUACAUGGUCUGAUUGUAGAAGCACGAGGUGAAUACUC